Dissoconium aciculare CBS 342.82 is the source of this 982-nucleotide messenger RNA. RefSeq lists its product as uncharacterized. The coding region runs from base 168 to 716 and encodes 182 amino acids. The transcript has a single exon. NCBI's taxonomy places the organism in Eukaryota, Fungi, Ascomycota, Dothideomycetes, Mycosphaerellales, Dissoconiaceae. The record is from RefSeq and is a predicted model, not a curated record.
UGACCGUAGAAGAGAUCGUGAUACUGCACGACGGGUGUGUGCGAUACAUCUGCAUUCACGAGGAACCGGACCUCGCGGAAGAGCCCGGUCUAGAAUGGCUCGUGCAAACCCAUGCGCGUGUUGCAAUCGUAGCACACGGAGCAGAACCACGAGGCUGUAGCUAGGACAUGCUGGCCUCGGGGUUGCUCUUUUGUUGUUUCGCAGUAGCUCCUACCGCAGGCUUGUUUCUUCGUCCCGGGGCCCACCCGAUCCAACAUCUGCAGCAGCCGGAAUGGAAAAAGAAAUUUUCCACGACCGCAUCAGAGCUUCGCCGGCACAGUUCAAAGCUCUGGGAUCCUGUAGUCACAAGCGAAAUUAUCCGGUACCGCAAAAGCAAUGUCCGUCCGGGGCGGAGACGCUGUCCCAAGUGUCGAGUGUGGGCGGGAAGAGGGCCUAGGCUCGUCAGUGUCAAACGGACCGAUGCCCGCAACCCGAAACCCAAGCCUAACAACGACCUCCAGGCACCCAGGACUGGCACUUCUAUGAUCAUGAGUGAACAAUGGAACUAUCGACUGUCCUUCGUAUGCCGCCCGCCCGCACCAUCGCGGAUGUCGGUGGGAGGAGAUACGCCAUGGGUGUUUCCAUUGCACUGCUCCAGAGCUUGGGUGUUUUCGUGCCUCCCAGCAGCCUCGAUGUGUGCACUGUUCUCUAGCUUAUUCAUGUCUGCCAUCGGGUGAGAGAGGCUCAUUUGUCAGGUUUCUCUCACUCUUUAUGACCGCCGGCACUUGCUCUCUGGUACUAAUCGGGACGGGACGCUCGAGGAUCUGUUGCUUGAUCAUGUGCAAGAAGACGGACCGCGCGCGGAUGUUUUGUCCAUGUCGGGAGAGAUGUCGUGUAGGACAAUCUCGAUAAAGUGUUUCUCACGGUAUGCCAAUCCCGUGCAAGUGUCGUGUGCGCCGAUCUUCUCCUCGCAUACAGUACGUGUGCCUCUUUCCCCAGAUUU